Messenger RNA from Antechinus flavipes (yellow-footed antechinus), 1063 nucleotides. RefSeq names its product protein phosphatase 1 regulatory subunit 35 (gene PPP1R35). Bases 148 to 960 code for a protein of 270 amino acids. NCBI's taxonomy places the organism in Eukaryota, Metazoa, Chordata, Mammalia, Dasyuromorphia, Dasyuridae. The transcript is spliced from 4 exons. The record is from RefSeq and is a predicted model, not a curated record. Gene Ontology annotation, molecular function: phosphatase binding. Gene Ontology annotation, biological process: negative regulation of phosphatase activity.
GGGCGGAAACGUUGGAAAACUCAAAGUGACGCGUGGAUCAGGGCUUCUUUUGGGAGCAUUAAGAGGUUUUGGUGGCUUCGCCGCGCCGCGGACCCCUGGACCACAGUGCUUCUAAUCGUUGGCCUAAUCUUCGCUGUCCAUUACCUGAUGAUGCCGAGUUGUGGCAAGGGGAGGUUCGGGGGGUCCUUGAGGGAGGGAGUGACUGUGGAGGCUCCAGAAGUAGAACCUGAGCCUUUUGUAUCCAAGCCAGAGCUCGAACCCAGCCUGGACCUCAGUCUCAGCCCUGGUCCGAGGAGCCCCGAGGCGCCCUGCUCCAUCCUCCGACUGGGGGGAGCCAAGCCCGGGGUACGGAGAGGACGGCAAAAAGCACGUCAGGUUCGUUUCCACCUGGCAUCCCCGUGUCAGUCUUCCUCUUCCAGUGUGUCCCCACCACGGGGGAAGUUGCUCACAGAUUUGGAAAAUCACGAAGCAUUACUACACCUUGUAGUUCCAGGACUUCAAAGUACCCAGGCCCUGGGGCAACAACUGGAGUCCCUCAAGGAGGUCACAGCCCUGAAGCAGUUUGAUGCCCUCAAGGCUGCAGAGGAGCAGUUGAAAAGUUCAUUCCUAAGUCGCUAUGAAAUGGAGGAAAACAUAUCUGAGGGGUUAAACAAGCCUAGAUCCCAAAGACUCUACCGAGACCUGAUUAGCCUGCAGGUUCCAAAGGAACAGGUGUUGAAUGCUGCCUUGAUGGAAAGAUUGGCCUUACUUCCCCACCAGCCUCAGGGCCCAAUCCACAAAGUGAAGGAGGUUCCUGCAGCAAGUCCAGAGCUAAGCAUCUUCUGUGAUCCCCAAUCACUGGCCCAUGAAUCCCCACACUUAAUAUUUGAAGGGUUUCCUCUCUCCAAGCUAAGGCCACAGACCCGCCCUGCAGAGGACACCUUCCUCAUGCAUCAGACUCUCAGACGGUGGGAUACAUAGUACUACAGGAUUGUCUUCACUUUUAUUUUUGUUGUGUUGCAAGAUACACAUUGGGACUGUCCUUUAUGUUGGGUUUUAUAGAAAUAAAAGUUUGUUAUAAGAA